UUGAGGAAAGCGCAAAGGUGAUGCGCAAACGCGACUAACACCACGGUCUACCCAAGAUAUCGAUAUAGUUUCUUAACCAGUGGAAUCACGAGUACACGUUAUCGUACAGAUUUGCAAAUGCCACUGUCUAAGUGUCAAUCUUAAAUCCCCCAAGUUAUAUUGAAAUUACAUAACACUCAUCAUUACAUAAUAUUUACUACUGUCACUAAUUGAUUAAUUGACUAGAUAAGUAAUCUAUUUAUUCAUAGUGGCUUUCCCCUAAAUACUAACACGUGAUAAAUGAUCAUUUCUAAUGGCAUUCAAGACUUUUUGAUUCUCUAAUGACUAUAGAAAUGAAGCAAGUAGUGGAAAAAGGAUGAUCAGUGUCAGACAUAAGAAUCCACAUGUGAAUCGUGGAAAUGGUGACUUGUUUAUGUUCUGUCUAUAGUUGUUAUUGGUUAUUGAUGUCACUAUACUCUUUAUUAACUAUUUAGUAUUUAGUUAAUAAUUAUGUGAAGAAUGUUCAUAUUUUGCAAUCGAUCUUCUGAGAAGCUUUCCAAGUGAUCAGAUAAUAAUUACUGAUAAACUGUAGCCAAAAAGAUAACAAAAGUCCUGCAGACCUCGGCUCGCAGGAACCUGUUGUAGUUAAUUGAUCAUCACGUAUGAGAAUCUUUCACUGUUAUUAUCAGCAAUUGAAUUGGGAAAAAAAUAAUGCCAAGGCCGUCGCGUGAUUCAUACAAUGGCGAGCAGAAGCCGCCGUACUCUUAUAUCUCGUUGACAGCCAUGGCAAUCUGGUCUUCCAAAGACAAGAUGCUACCACUUGCUGAGAUCUAUCGCUUCAUUGCUGAUCGUUUUCCAUACUAUAGGAGGGAUACUAGACGCUGGCAGAAUUCUUUGAGGCAUAAUUUGUCAUUCAACGAUUGUUUUAUCAAGGUGCCACGAAAUCCUCAUACCCCAGGAAAAGGAGCAUAUUGGGCUCUUCAUCCUGCUGCACUGUCAAUGUUUGAAAAUGGAUCCUACCUAAGACGUCGAAAACGCUUUAAACUUCCAAAAGAAGCUAAAGAAGAAAGUCAGGUGUUGGCUGAGACAGCAGCAAGGUUGGCUGCAAGCAAUUCAUGUUCUAUAACUGAUUGUCAAGUAAAUCCACUGUUUACCCAUCAGUCCCAUCAUGGAAAUUGCUAUCAAGAUCAAAGUCUUCCUCUGACCCAACGUCAACUUGACUUCUUGAAUUUUACAUCAAACCUUGCUGGACUUUCUGCCCAGGCUUCUCUAGAAAGUAGAUCAUUAAUGAAUGAAUCAAUGAUUUUAGAAGACUCGCCAGCAGCUAAAAAAACUUUAGAAUCAAUAAAAGAUCUAUCAAGUCAUCAUCGAGAUUCAUUUGAAACGAAGGUAGUGAGACCUAAACCCAUGGGUCCUAAGUCAUUUAAUAUUGAAAGCAUCAUCAAGACCAGCAGUUCGAGCGAACGACGACCUUCUAGGGAUGCUGAACUAAAUGUCUCUAGUCCUGUAGAUAUUCCAACAACUACAAGUUUAUUACCAUGGCCCAACUCUAAUUUAUAUUCCACGGGAUUAACCAAUCCCUUGAGCUCCUAUUCCCUAAAUCUUCAUCAAGCAGCGGCGGUCUACGCAACAGCUUUGGCAACAGCAAAUUUGUUUGCUUCACACCCGUCGUUCCACCAGACUUCUAAAGGACUCCCUGAGGGAGGAGCCUGCGGUCUUACAGCGUCAUCCCCGCUUUAUAAUUUUUAUCCAGGAGGGCUACCAAGUUUCUUUCGUCUAGAUUCAACUUCAGCUUCCACUUUUUCAACAGGUUUUCAAGAGAAUAUUGGUUUAUCAACAUUGACUCUUCCUUCAUUACCAAUGCCACCAUCACUUCAGUUUCCUAAGAUUGAAAACUCUAGUAUCGAAUUAAAGGAAAUUACUUCAUACACAGGAGAAAAUUGUAAAGAUUUAACCCCAACGUGAUUUGAAAUUUGUGUGAACUUUUUUAUGGACUUUUAAUGCAGUUGAUAAAGUGUUCCUUUAACGCACUUGUUUGAAAAUUAUGGACAACGGUAAAAAAGUGUUCCAUACGUUAUUAAGCGUUGAAGAAGCAUGUAACUACACUUCAGAUGAGGCUAUACAUGAACCUGCAGAAUUUUUUUAAACUUCUUUACUGCAUAUAU
Chelonus insularis is the source of this 2144-nucleotide messenger RNA. RefSeq names its product fork head domain-containing protein FD4-like. Gene Ontology annotation, biological process: anatomical structure morphogenesis; cell differentiation; regulation of transcription by RNA polymerase II. Gene Ontology annotation, molecular function: DNA-binding transcription factor activity, RNA polymerase II-specific; RNA polymerase II cis-regulatory region sequence-specific DNA binding. The transcript is spliced from 3 exons. NCBI's taxonomy places the organism in Eukaryota, Metazoa, Arthropoda, Insecta, Hymenoptera, Braconidae. The record is from RefSeq and is a predicted model, not a curated record. The coding region runs from base 691 to 1944 and encodes 417 amino acids.